CUAGUAGUAGUAGUAGUAUUUGAAUUUUAAUGUAAUUGUUUUGUACUUUGUACAAAGUAGUGGGGAGAACACUGUAGAGCUUGAGACUAAAAAGAGACUCUUACAAGAUUGCUGCUUUUUCCUUGGAUUUGGAGUGUUGCCUGUCAGUGUGUCUCUAUAUUUUGCCAACUUUAUAAAAAAAUACUGACAUUGGAAUUCUUUGCUAGAUACUCUUUGUAUUUACAAAUAUAAUCCUGAUUUGUCAUUUGGCGACAGAAAUACGGAGUCUUUUAAACCCGUGUAUGUUGCAUUAUUGGGUUUGUGAAGCUCUAACUUCUGUCAUUCUUUCUCAUCUGCUGCUGCUGCUGCUGCAAAGGUCGACUACAUGAAGCACUGCAAUCUUGUGCAGUUUUCCUUAUAAAAGCUAGCUCAUCUUCUUCGCCUUUGGAGUUUUGAGAUUUGAAAUCUGUUUUAGCUCAUUACUCUCUGUCUCACGCACACACAUUCGGAGAUAGACUGCAACCCAUCAUGAGUAGCUUCCAUGCUGAAAGACCCAAGCCAUGGUACGAUUAUACAAGCGCGAAUCCAACACCAUCACAAUCUGGUGGUGGAAGAGGAGGAUAUCAAGAAGUGCCUUGGAAGGGUUUUGGGACUUCAGUAGAUGCUAUAUCUUUUGGUUUUGUGGCUACAGCAAUUCUAGUCUCUAUGUUUAUUAUCAUGGCCAUUUUUGAACAUCUGAUAAGGCCGAAACCGACUUUCUCGUCACCUCAAGAUGCAGCUCAAAGAACCUUCGAAAUGGGUGAAAUGCGAGUUCGGAUUCAUACACUCGAGAAGCUUGGUAAUUCGCAAAAUGCGCCAACAUCAUACUCGCCAGGUUUUUCAGUUCUGAUGCCAGGAGAACAUUGCCCGACAUUCAUUGCCCAGCCUGCUCCCCUUCCUUGCCCUAGAGAAGAGAUAUACUGGCCUUCACAUGGGAAUGCUUUUGUUGUUGCUCCUUAGCUAUCAUUCUAACAUAGUAGUAUUAUAUUAUAUGCACAUAAAUACCUGUUUAACGCAAUGUAGCUUUUAAUGGAAUUCCAGCUUGUCUCUCAUGUAAACAACAAAAUGUAGUUCAUCCAGCUUUAUUAGGUAUCUGGAAUUAUCUACCUACUUGGCUGAGGCCCUUUUUCCAUGCUGUGAAUUGUGAUAAUAUAACACUCUA
Molecule: messenger RNA, 1180 nt
Organism: Papaver somniferum (opium poppy)
Lineage: Eukaryota; Viridiplantae; Streptophyta; Magnoliopsida; Ranunculales; Papaveraceae
Exons: 3
Coding region: 508-978 (156 amino acids)
Source: RefSeq, a predicted model, not a curated record